Bactrocera oleae (olive fruit fly) is the source of this 4108-nucleotide messenger RNA. RefSeq lists its product as uncharacterized. Gene Ontology annotation, molecular function: oxidoreductase activity; iron ion binding; 2 iron, 2 sulfur cluster binding. Lineage: Eukaryota; Metazoa; Arthropoda; Insecta; Diptera; Tephritidae. The record is from RefSeq and is a predicted model, not a curated record.
GGAAAUACAAUGUAUUUCUACUAAACAGGCAUGGUUUUUCGGAAAACUAGUUGUGCAUCACAUAUCAAGCAGUUCAGGUCUUGUAAUAAUUGUCAAAUUAUUGAGAGGCAAAUAAAAGUGCGCAUUGAAUUUUUGAAAUAUUUAAGGUGAAUAGGAUGACAACCACUUUCAAUAUCAACGGUUGUAAUCACAACGUAAAUCUUAUCAAUUUUCCACCUGAUAUAACCCUUAAUACUUUUAUACGAGAAUAUGUGCAGUUAACGGCUACCAAAUACAUGUGUUUAGAAGGAGGGUGUGGCGCUUGUGUGUGUGUCAUUAAAGGUAAACAACCCGGCAGUGGGGAAACACGUACAUGGGCCGUUAACUCAUGUUUGACUUUACUAAAUACAUGCAUGGAUUGGGAGAUUAUAACAGCUGAGGGUAUUGGCAACAAAAACAUUGGCUAUCAUCCAAUACAAAAACGAUUAGCCAAGAUGAAUGGCACUCAAUGUGGUUUUUGCUCUCCUGGUUUUGUUAUGAAUAUGUUCGGUCUACUUGAAUCGAAAGGAGGAAAUGUUAAAAUGACGGAGGUCGAAAAUUCUUUUGGUGGCAACAUUUGUCGAUGCACUGGAUACCGUCCGAUAUUGGACGCUAUGAAAUCAUUUGCCGCGGAUAGUGCUAUACAGAUUCCCAAAGAAUGUAUAGAUAUUGAGGAUAUCAAGCUUACCGAAUGUCCUAAAAUCGGUUCGCAGCUUAAGGGCACUUGUCAAAAGCCGUUAAGUUAUAUGAUUUAUCCCGACGGUACGCAAUGGUAUUGGCCGCAAACAUUUGCUGAACUAUUUGAAGCACUGUCCAAAAUACAGAAUGAAAAAUUCAUGCUUGUCGCAGGAAAUACAGGACAUGGCGUCUACAGGCGAUCAUCAGAUAUAAAACACUUUUUUGAUAUUCAUGCGGUGCCUGAGUUAAAGCAGCACUCUAUAACUAAUGAAAAGAUAAAACUUGGUGCAAAUAUAAGCUUGACAGAAGCAAUGGAAAUUUUUGAGCAAGCUGCACUGAAACCUGGCUUCGAGUACUGCCAGCAAUUGAGGGAACAUUUUGAUCUUAUCGCGAAUGUGCCAGUUCGUAACACUGGAACACUGGCAGGCAAUAUCAACUUAAAAAAAUACUAUCCAGAAUUUCCUUCAGAUGUAUUCAUUACAUUCGAAGCUCUUGAUGUUCAGAUUAUUGUUGCAGAAGAUGCGUCUACCUGGAAGACCAUAUCACUAAAGGAAUAUCUAGCUUUGACGAAUGACAAAAUUAUUAUUAUUGCAUUCGAAUUAAAAGCUUAUCCAAAAGACAAAUUUGUGUUCGAUUCUUACAAAAUAAUGCCUAGGGCUCAAAAUGCGCACGCCUAUGUAAAUGCUGCAUUUUUAUUACAUAUGGAUAUGCCAGAAGGCAAAGUUUUACAUGCUCGUAUAUGCUUUGGCGGUAUAGCACCCGAUUUUGUACAUGCCAAAGCAAUAGAAUCUGCAUUAGUUGGUCAGAGCUUAUUUGAAAAUGACACUAUUUCGAAUAUAUUCCAAAAUUUGAUUAUCGAUCUACAACCGAAUGCUGUUCUUCCUGACGCUUCGCCUGAAUACCGAAAAAGUCUUGCUGCUGGUCUACUUUACAAAAGCCUUUUAAAAAUCGCACCUGAAGACAAAGUAAAGGAUGAAUACAAAAGUGGUGGCAAUUUACUUCUACGACCCCUUUCAUCCGGUACUCAAUCCUUUGAAACUAUAGAAAAAUAUUACCCAGUUACUGAAGCUGUGCAAAAACUUGAAGCCAUGAUUCAAUGUUCUGGAGAAGCAACUUACAUGAAUGACGUACUAACUUCAACCAACUCGGUUUAUUGUGCUUUUGCUAUUGCAACAAAAGUUGGCGCAAACAUCGAAAAGAUUGAUGCUUCUGAGGUUUUACAAACUCCAGGUGUGAUAGCCUUUUAUACCGCAAAAGAUAUACCGGGUACGAAUUCAUCAUGCGAUUCAAUAUUCGGCUAUGAAGCUGAAGAGAUUUUUUGUAGUGACAUUGUUAAAUAUUACGGCCAACCUUUAGGUGUAGUGGUUGCACAAACAAAUGAUAUUGCGAACCGCAUUGCACCUAAAGUAAAAGUGACAUAUUCAAAUAAUGUACGAGUACAUAAUGUUUUAACCACCACCGCUGACGUGCUUGAAGCAGAUGAAAUGAAACGAAUCACUAUGAUAAAAACUUCGAAAAUCGAUGAAAUUAAACUUGCACAGAAACCCGAUAUUAAUUCCAAAGGCGUUUUUGAAAUAGGCGGGCAAUAUCACUUUACAAUGGAGCCGCAAACUACUAUAGUUGUUCCUUUUGAAGAAGGACUAAACGUUUGGACAGCAACACAGUGGAUGGAUCAUACUCAAAGUGUAAUAGCAAAAAUGUUGAAACUUCAGGUAAACAAGGUACAGUUGAAGGUUCGCCGCCUUGGUGGUGCAUUUGGAUGUAAGAUUUCACGUGGAAAUCAAGUUGCCUGUGCUGCAUCAUUAGUCGCAUACAAAUUAAAUCGACCAUCUCGUUUCGUACAGACCAUCGAAUCGAUGAUGACCUCGAACGGUAAACGUUGGGGUUGUCGGAGCGAUUAUGAAUUUCACAUAAAAGCCAAUGGAAAAAUUCUCGGACUUAAAAAUACAUUCUAUCAGGAUGCAGGAUAUACACUCAAUGAAAAUCCUAUUAACGGACAUUCUGUUGUUUGCUCCAAAAAUUGCUAUGAACUUGCUGACUUGAGCACUAAAAUUGUGGCCGAAGCUGUCAUAACCGAUGCACCCAGUUCAACUUGGUGCCGUGCACCAGGUUCUGUAGAAGGAAUAGCAAUGAUUGAAAAUAUAUUGGAACAUAUUGCAUUUGAAGCAAAUAUAGAUCCUGCUGAUGCACGAUUAGCUAACUUAAAAUCUGGAAACAAAUUGGAGGAGCUACUACCGCGAUUUAUUAAUACAACAGAUUAUCGUAAUCGACGAAAGGAAAUUGACGGCUUCAACGAAAAAAAUCGUUGGACUAAACGUGGUUUAGGAAUAGCUAUUAUGGAAUAUCCAGUUUUUUAUUUUGGUCAAUAUUCAGCAACAGUUUCUAUUUAUCACGUAGAUGGUACUGUAGUUAUAUCUCACGGAGGAAUCGAAAUGGGUCAAGGCAUUAACACGAAAGUUGCUCAAGUGGCAGCACAAACACUCGGUGUACCAUUAACUUAUAUUAAGAUUGAGUCUAGUGACACUAUCAAUGGUGCUAAUUCUAUAGUUACUGGAGGUGCUGUAGGAAGUGAAAGCCUUUGCUUUGCCAUUCGAAAAGCUUGCGAAACACUUAAUGAACGUCUUAAACCAAUUAAAGACUCGCUUGGAAAGGAAGCUAGCUGGCAGAAUGUUGUGCAACAAGCGUGGGGGAAAGCAAUCAAUAUGAUAGUUAGUGAUCAUUAUAAAGAAGGAGACAUGCAGAAUUACAGCGUAUAUGGUUUAGCCCUAACCGAAAUUGAAGUAGACAUAUUGACGGGAAAUAAUCAAAUAAAACGUGUUGAUAUAUUGGAAGACGCUGGUGAAAGUCUUAGUCCAUACAUUGAUAUUGGUCAAGUGGAAGGAUCGUUUGUUAUGUUGCUCGGGUACUGGCUAACGGAGCAGUUGAUAUAUGACCGAAUAACAGGAGAACUUUUAACUAAUCGCACGUGGAAUUAUAAACCUCCGGGUGCAAAGGAUAUCCCGAUUGACUUUCGCAUAGAAUUACUACAGAAAAAUCCAAAUUCAGCAGGAUUCAUGCGUUCAAAAGCAACAGGUGAACCACCAUGUUGCCUAGCAGUCAGUGUGAUUUUUGCUAUUCAGCAUGCUUUGCAAUCUGCUCGUAAAGAUGCUGGACUAAAACGUGAAUGGAUUCGUUUAGGUGCUCCAACAACACCUGAGACUAUCGCACUGAAUGCUGGAACAGAUGUGUCGAAAUUCUCUCUAGCAUAAGUUUUCACUCGUUGCAAUUAGUAACAAAGAGGUUCGAACAAUAUUUAAUAUUUAAAACUUUUUGGUGACUGGGUAUUUGGAAGGUAUUAUUACAUAAAUAUGUAUAUGUGUAACUUUGUUUGCUGUUACGUUUUGCUAAAAUAAAAAUAUUGCAAUUGAAUCGA